AUGACAUUUUUUACAACAAAUAAUGAAAGCAAAAAGGACUGCUAUGUUGUGAAUGAAACUAAUAAAGUUUUUGAUCAGCUACGUUGCGAUUUUAAAGAAAUUAGUAGUGAAUAUGAAAUAAAAGAUAAUAAAAACGAAAAAGAAACAAAAAUAAAAUUUAAUGAACAUUUUAUAAACCCUUCAAAUGCAUUAGAUAUAAGAGAAAAAAAAAACGAAGAGGCACCUCCCCUAGGUGUUUUAGACAAAAUAGAAUCAAAAGUAAAUAAAAAUUCUAAAAAUAAUUUUAGUUUUUACAAUAGAAAUGAAGACCAUUUAGAAGAGAAAAAUAGAAAUCCAAAUGAUACUGAAAAAAGAUUCAAUGAAUAUGAAGAAAAAAAUUCAGACUUUAGCAAAAAUUUUGAAAAAGAAGAUAAGGAGUAUUUUAAUAAAUUUGUGUCUCAUAAUAAUAUUGAAAAACUUAAAAUAAUUCAGUAUUAUAAUAACGAUAAUUUUAGUAAUGAUACAAUUAAUAAUAAUUUUAGUAAUAAUUUAUCAAGUAAUGCAAGUUUCAUGCAGGACAAAGUAAAUAAUACUAAAUUAAUAAAUGCAGAUGCCUCUAAUAAAGAGAAUAUUUUAGAAAAAGAAGACAAAAAUGAAAGAGAAAGCGAAAGUGAAAGCGAAAAUGAAAAUGAAAAUAUAUUUUGCAAGAAAAAUAAAAAUGAUGAAAAUAAUGAUGAGAAAUGUAAAAAAAAUAAAAGUGAAGAUUAUAAAAAAAGUAAAAAUAAUGAAAAUGAAAGGGAAAUAAACGAAAUUUAUUAUAAUGUUAAAGAUGAAAAUGAAAUAAAUGAAAAUAAUAAUAGAGAAGAUUUAAGGAAUAAUAUAAUAAAAAAUAACAUAUUUGAUAAUAAAUUAUUAAACGAAGAAAAUUAUAAUAAUAAUAAAAGUCUUUUGAUUGUUUCUGAUGAAAAGGAAAAAGUAAAAGAAUCAAAAGAAAAGUUAGAUAUUUCAUUGAUAUUUAAAAAUAGGAAGGACAAUACUAAUUCUGAAUUAAAUUAUAAUUUAAAUAAUUUAGGUGAUGGUUCUGAAUGUUCUUCAUUAAAAAAAGAUAUAAAUUCUAAUAAAAGUAAAGAUGAUAAUUAUGUGAAUAAUAUAAAUGAAUUCAAUGAAAUAAAUACAUACACAGAUAAAACAUAUAAUGAAUUAAAUACCGAAAAAAGGAAUAGUAAUUUUGAAUAUCUAGAUAAUAGUAGAAGUAGCUCAGACCAAAUAGAACAAAUCUUUUCUAAAUAUAAUAUAGAAGUUUCUCAUUUAUCAAAAUAUUUUGACUUUAAUAAUAAUGAUAUAAAAGAAAAUUUAGAAACGAUGUUAGAUAAUGAAAAAAAUAAUAUUAGUAUCUUAUAUGAGAAGAGUAAAAAAAAAAAGAAGGAUAAUGAAAUGAAUCAAGAAUACAAUUCUGAAUAUUCAAGUAAUUCAUCUCAUUUUAAUAGAAAAAAAAAAAUAAAAAAAAAUGGCUUAACCUUUACCAAUUUAGAGGAAUUGGAUAAAAAUUCAAUAAAAAAAAAAAAUUCGAUGACUUAUUCAAUUGAAGAAGAAACAUUUAAUUCGGAAAUAAAUGAAAACAAUUACAUAACAGAGGACGUUUUAAAAGAUAUAUUAAAUAUAAAAGAAGAAAAAAUAACUUUUGAAAUUUUUAAAAAUUAUUUUUCUAAUUUAAAUUAUGAUAUUAAAUUGUCAAAUAUUCAAUUAUUAUACAAUUGUAUCAAGGAGAAUCUUGUAAAUAAUACAACAGAAAAUGAAAUGGAAAUUAAGGAAGAAGAAAUAAGAAAAGGUAGUAAUAGUAAUAGUAAUAAAGAAGAUUACAUAACUGUUAAAGAUAUAAGAUCUUAUAUCAUUCAUAGGAAUACUAAAAAUAAUAAUUAUUACAAUGAAAUUAUUAAAAUGAUAGUACAUUUCAAUAAUAUCUUAUUAUUAAUGUUGAAUAAUAAUAGAAUUGAAAUGAAAGACAAAGUAUUAUUUGAGUUACUAUCUUUAAAAUUUUCUUCUAUAUUUAAUGAUAUAUUACAAAUGAAUAGCAAUUUUGACAAUUUAAUUAGGCAUUUAAAUGAAAUUAUAAAAUUGAUUUUAUCAAAUGAUUCUAAAGAACAAAAUUUAAAGAAUAUAAUAUCUAAUUAUUUAAAUGAUCAAAAAAUAUUAAUUCAUAAGAAUGAUAUAUUAUCACAAUUAAAUAAUAAAUUCAGUGAAAAGGUGAAAACAAAUUAUUCUGAAAAGGAAGAAGUAGAUAAUUUAAAAAUGGAAUAUAAAGAAAUAGGAGAAAUAAAAAAAGAAAAAGAAAUUAAAAUUGAAAAUGAAAACGAAAACGAAAACGAAAACGAAAGCGAAAACGAAAACGAGAGUAAAAAUGAAAAAAAAAUAAAUCAUUUUAUAGAGAAUACGAAAAUAGAUAAAUCAAUGAAGGAUAAUAGCAAAAACAUUAAAACAAAAAAUAAUAGUGCAAGUAUCAAAAAUAAUUUGAAUAAUUGUUCCAAUAAAAAUAGCAAAAAAAAUUCUACUAAUAAUACUGAAGAACACAACAAAAAAUCAAUUUAUAUUUUAAAUGAUAAUGAAAAUGAUACCCGUUAUUUAACAAAAGAUAUUAUUAUGAGUGAAAUAAAUAACACAAAAGAUAUUUGUGAAAAUGAAGAUUUAAAAAAAAAUAAAAAUAUUACAAAAAAAAAAAAAAAGAGAACAAAUGCAUCACUUUUAAAAAAUUAUGUUGUAUCAAAUGAUUUGGAUAAUGAAAAAAUAAAUGAAGAACAAAUCUUGAAUAUUAAGAAAAGCAUAGUAGACGCAAAUCAAAAACUUGAGGAUGCUAUUGAAAAAAAUAUUGGAGAAAUAAGGAAAUUGAAAGAAAAUAUUGGAACAAUUAAAAAUACAAGUUUACAGGAUGAAAAUAUAAACGAGGAAGAAAAUGAAAAGAAUAAAAAAAUUAAAAAAAGUAAGAAACUUAGCAAGAAUGAAAAAAUUGAAGACAAUGAUAAUAAAAUUAAAGAGAUCAAUUUCAGUAGUGUUGAAAAUAAUAAAAAAUUAGAACAUACUAAAAAUAUUAAAAAUAAAAAAAAUAAAGAAGAUAAAAAGGAAACAGAAAAUAAAAAAAUUGUGACGAAUAAGAAAAAUGACAAAAAUAGUAAAAAUGAAAAAAGUAGCAAAAAUAUAGAAAAUAAGAAAAAUAGGGAAGGUAUUAAAAACACAGAAAACGAAAAUUAUAAAAAAAAGUAUAUGCAAAAUUUUUUAAUUAAAAAGGGUGAAAAUAAGGAAAAUAAUAAUAUUAAUUAUAUAAAUUGUAGUAAUGAUAUUAAUAUUGAAAAGUUUCAUAAUUAUUCUAAAAAAUAUAAUUCAAUAAAUAUCAUGAACAAGCAUAAUCUAAAUAUUUUACAAAAAAAUAUGUACAAUAGUCAUAACGUUCCAUUUAAAGGAUCUAAUAUACCUAAUAUAAAUAAAGUAAACGAAAAUAUACAUAGUAGUAUAAAUUACAUAAAUAAUUAUAAUAAUUAUUUAGGAAAAGAUAUAGAAAAAAUUUCCUUAAAUAAUUUAUCUAAUUCUAGUGAAUAUCAAAAAAUGAACAAUAUAAGGAACCAAAACGCAAAUUAUGAAAAGAAUAAUAUUAAUUGUAUAAAUGAAAUAAAAUCGAAUGAUUUUUUUAAAAACGAAGUAAUCCAAAAUGCAAUAAUGAAAAAUAAUAAUUUAAAUUGUGUCUAUCAAAACCAAUUUCAGCAAAAUGAAAAAAAUAUUUUAAAUGCUCCUUUUAAUUCAAAACAUAUUUUAGAUAAAUUAAAUAUCAAUAAAAAUAAUGAUUAUUUAAUGCAAGCAAAUAUACAAAAAUAUAAUAACAUAAUUUCAAAUCCUAAUACAAAAUAUAAUAUUUUUGAUAAUAUUAUAAACAUAAAUAAUAAGAAUGAGAACAAUCAACAUCCAAUAAAUUUUUAUCAUAGGAAUUCCCUAGAAAAAAUGAAUGUUAAAAUUCCAGAAAAAAAAGCAAUAAAUAACUCAAAUGAUAUUAUUUUAAAUAAAGUUUAUAAUAAUAUUAUAAAUAAAAACUGUAACAUUAAUAAUGAUAAUGAGAAUAAUGUGAAUAAUAAAGAUACAUUUACUGAUAAAAAAAAAAUUGAUAUUAUGAAAGAUAAACGUAACAACAAUGUUAAUGAUGCAAUUAAUAUAAAUAGUGACAAUAAAAGAAUUAAAAAUGCCGAUAGCUUAUGUAAUAUAAGAAAAAGUACUCCAUUUGAAAGUAAACGUUACAGUAUUAAUUAUAAAAGUGUAUUAAAUCCUAAUACAUUCUAUGAUUUAAAGAGAAAUGGUGAUGUUGUAAAUAAUAAAAUCAAUUUAUUCUCACGUGGAAAUAUUUCUAAAAGUAUUAAUAGGAAUAUUAGCUCUAAAAGUGAGGUCGAUUCAUUAAAAAUUAUUAAAGAAAAUUUAAAUAGUGAAUGUGCAAAUAUUAAAUCAUUUAAAAUAGAAAAUGCCUUAUCCAAUUUAUCAAAUGAUGAAAAAAACAUACCGGAAUUUAAAGAAAAAGAUAAAAAGUCCGCAUAUACUCGUAUUACUGAGAUGUUUUCGCGCCAAAUAAAUAAUUUCAAACUACGAAACAACAAAUCAUUGAGGUCUACAACAAUUGAAGGAAGAAUUUCGUUAUCAAAUAAUAGUGAUAAUAAUAAUGAAGAGAAAAAAAAUAAUAAUAAAAAUAACAUAAAAUUUUUGAUAGAUCAAUUAAAUUUUUUUCAAAAUAAAUGUACACCUAUAAAAAAUUCUAAUUCUAAGGAAGAAGAAAAAGGAGAAAAAGAAAGAAAUGAUGAUGAUAUAAUAAAAGUAGCUAGCAAUGAUGUAAAUAAUAUUUGUAUACAAAAUAAUAAAAUGAAUGACAGCUAUAAGAAAAAUCAAGAAAAUGAAAAUCAAAUUAAUUAUGUUGAAAGAAGAAAUAAAUCAUCUAUUAGUGAUAAUAUAAAUAAAAAUACAAACAACUUAAGUAAUAUAAAUAAUUUUUUAUAUAAUAUAGAAAAUGUAAAUCCUAUGAAAAGAAUAAAAAGUAUAAAUGUUAGAAAAGAUAAAUUAAGCCAUAUUACAAAUAAUAGAGUAAGUGAAGUAAAAAAAAUAAAUAACAAUAAUAAUGAUGUUAAAAGUGUUUUGAAUAAUAAGAUGGGUGAAAUUAAAAAUAUAAAUAAUGUGGUAAAUAACAAUAAUAUUAAAUAUUACAAUGACGCCUGUAAUAACAUAAUAAAUAGUAACAAUAAUACUUUAUAUGCAUAUAAUAUGAACAUUGAUAAUUCAAAUAUGAAUUAUAAUAAAAAUUACAGUGCGAAAAUAUUAAACAGAGGCCAAAAUAUGAGAAAAACGAAUUCUCAUUUUGUAAAUUUUAAUAAAAUAAGUGGAGAUGCCUUUACUUUUCAACAAGGAAACAACCUUCAUCAUAACUGUUCAUCAAUUGACAGAUCUAGUGUAACAAAAAAUAUUUUAAAGUUAAAAGAAAAAGAAGAUGAAUCAAGUAUAUAUGAGAUGAAUAUGAUGAAAGCUCCAUUUCUCAUUAAAAAAAAAGGAUUUUUUGAUGAUUUAAAAAGGAGUGAUAUAUUGCGAGAUAGCAAAAAUGGUCAAAAUGAUGACAACAAUAAAUGCAUUAUUAACAGUAAUUUUGAUGAAUAUAAUUAUGUUAAAAGAAAUUUAAUGAAUUCUUUUAUGGAGUCAAAGCAAUUACAAAAGGAAAAUCCAAGUCAAAACUUAAAUAACAAUAUAUUUUUGAAAAAUCACAAUUUCAAUAAUCAUUAUAAUAUGCCAUUACAUAAUCAAAAAUUAACUACCUUACAUCAAGUAAGUGCUCAAAAAAAUAAUUUAAAUUUAUUUAAUCUACCAGACAGUGUGAAUAAAAAUUAUAUUUUUAAAACACCUUCCUUACCAAAAAAUAAUAUAAUACAAAAUAAUUAUCAAAAUAAUUUAAUCCACUCAAAUUAUAGAAAUAUGCAAAAUGCACUAAAAGAAACUAAAUCUUUUUAUAAUAAAAAUGACAAUUACCAUUUUUCUUCUAAUUCUUUAAAUAAAUUUCAAAAUAAUUUUUCUUCUAAUAAUGUAAUGAACUUAUCUCCUAUUGAUAAAAAUAACUUAUCUAUAGAAGAAAUUCUGAAAAUACCAGGAGUAAAGUUAGGCAGAAAUUAUGUCCAAGAUAUAGAUAUAUGUUCCGAUUGGUUAAAGUUUAAUGAUUAUGAUAAGAAAGUAAUUGAAAAGUCAUUAAAAAAUAGUUUAGUAAAUAAAAAUUAUGAGAUGCCUAUUGAAGGCACUCAAAUUAAGCAUAAAAUUUCUUCUAACAUAAAAUAA
This is a messenger RNA of Plasmodium relictum, 6312 nucleotides long. Its product is annotated as conserved Plasmodium protein, unknown function. NCBI's taxonomy places the organism in Eukaryota, Apicomplexa, Aconoidasida, Haemosporida, Plasmodiidae. The coding region runs from base 1 to 6312 and encodes 2103 amino acids. The transcript has a single exon. The record is from RefSeq and is a predicted model, not a curated record.